AUGGAGAAACAAGCCAAGAAAGUGCCCAAGUUGCUGAGGAAAACAGCGGGUAGGAGCUCUUGUUCCAUAUUUCAAGUGCCUCAAAGCCUUAUGAAAAUUCACUCAAAGGCCUUUCAACCACAAAUUGUGUCCAUCGGCCCCUACCACCAUGGAAAAGUUGAACUCGAAAUGAUUCAAGAACACAAAUUCCGAUAUCUUGAGUCUAUUCUUGCUCGAGCAAGUGUUGGCUACGAUGACUUCUACAAUGCUAUCGCAAAUAUGAAGGCGGCGAUAAGGGAGUGCUAUCCAGAGAGUACCAAAAUAAAAUAUGGAGGCCGUGAGUUCAUUGAAAUGAUGGUACUUGAUGGAUGCUUCAUUAUUGAGCUCUUCCGCAAGUUUCGAGGAGAACGUGAUGAUCACAAUGAUCCUAUAUUCAAUGUGCCAUGGAUAUUGCAUUCUAUCAUGACGGAUCUUCUCAUGCUAGAGAAUCUAGUUCCUUCGUCUGUUCUUCACACUUUGUUUGGAUUGUCAAUCUCGUCUUCAAGCAAUGUUCCUGAAAAGAAAGAUUGA
Hevea brasiliensis (rubber tree) is the source of this 549-nucleotide messenger RNA. RefSeq names its product UPF0481 protein At3g47200-like. The record is from RefSeq and is a predicted model, not a curated record. The coding region runs from base 1 to 549 and encodes 182 amino acids. NCBI's taxonomy places the organism in Eukaryota, Viridiplantae, Streptophyta, Magnoliopsida, Malpighiales, Euphorbiaceae. The transcript has a single exon.